Molecule: messenger RNA, 1707 nt
Organism: Funneliformis mosseae
Lineage: Eukaryota; Fungi; Glomeromycota; Glomeromycetes; Glomerales; Glomeraceae
Source: the annotation of a GenBank genome assembly
AUGAAUUGCUCAAGUGAACCACCAAAUGGUUACAUAAUCCAUAAUGCAAAUAUUUAUACUUCUGAUAAUGAUUUACCAAAAAUCGAAUCAUUUGUAGUAAUGAAUGGAAGGUUUAUAGAUAUUGGUAAUAAAAUUGAUUUAAUGAAAAAAUGGAAAGGAUUUAAAAGUAUCGAUUUAAAAGGUCUUACCAUAUUACCUGGAUUAAUUGAUGCGCACGGGCACUUGCAAUAUCUAGGAGAUUCUUUACUAUCAGUGAAUCUCAUAGGAUCAAAAUCCGUUGAAGAGAUACGUGAAAGAAUUCGUGAAUAUAUAGGUUCACAUCCUAGGAUCGAUCCUACCACGGAAUGGAUCGUAGGAUGGGGAUGGGAUCAAACACUAUGGACAUCAAAAUCAUUUCCAACUUGUAACGAUAUAGAUUGUGAUCCAUUUCUCAAGAAAUUUUCGAUCUCAUUGUCACGUAUUGAUGGACAUGUUAUGUUAGUAAAUAAAAAUAUUUUAGUUAAAAUAGAAGAAAAGACUGUUGAUGGUGGUGAAAUUGGAAAAGAUAAAGAAACUGGCGAAUUAACUGGGAUUUUCGUUGAUAACGCUAUGCAACUAAUCACGAAAAUUAUGCCUUCUCCAAGUGAACAAACAUUAUUACAGCAAUUACGAUUAGCGAUUUAUAGAAUGCAUUCUUUUGGAUUAAUUGGAGUACAUGAUGCAAGUGUCUCGCUCGAUACACUUAAAUUUUACAAAAGGAUUAUUAAUGAACAGUCGGAAGAUUUUAAUAUCCGAUAUUACGCAAUGGUUGAAGUACCAAAUAAUAAUUAUAUUGAUGGUAUUGAGAUAGUUGAAGGAUUAGGUGAUGGAAGAUUGACUGUUAGAAGCGUUAAGCUAUUUAUGGAUGGUGCUUUGGGAAGUUGGGGAGCAGCAAUGUUGGAACCUUAUUCUGAUGAUCAAACGAAACAUGGACUUCUAUUGUCUGAUCCAACUUUGUUACCAUCCGAAAUCAGAAAAUGGAUGGAUAAGGGAAUCCAAGUUAAUACACAUUGUAUAGGUGAUAAAGCAAAUCAUGUAGUAAUCAAUGCAUAUGAGGCAGCUUUUAAGGAUUAUGUAUUAUCACAAAAUGUCGAUAAAGAAUUGUCGGAACAAGAAAUUGAUGAAGAAGUAAAGAAAAUUGCAGAGAAAGUUAGAUUUAGAAUCGAACACGCACAAAUUUUGACUUUGAAAGACAUUAAACGCGUUAGUAGAUUGAAUAUCAUACCAUCAAUGCAACCCACUCACGCAAUUUCUGAUAUGAAGUAUGCUGAACAGAGGUUAGGUAGUGAGCGUAUUAAGGGCGCAUAUGCAUGGAGGAGUUUUAUAGAAGCAGGGGUGAAAGCAUUCCCGCUUUCUUCUGAUUUUCCUGUUGAGCAUGUAAAUCCAUUUUUAGGAUUUCAUGCUGCUAUUUCAAGAAAAGAUGUUGACGGAAAUUCCCCACACGGAAAAGAUGGAUGGUUCCCAUCACAAAAAUUAACUCGACAAGAGGCGUUAAAAGGAUUUACUAUUGAUGCCGCUUAUGCAGGAUUCAGCGAAAACGUAAUGGGAUCGAUUACUAUAGGAAAAUAUGCCGAUUUUGUUGUAAUUGAUAGAGAUAUUAUGGAAGUACCUGAAAUGCAAAUUGUUGAUACAAAAGUGUUAGCUACUGUAUUUGGUGGUAAAGUUGUUUUUGGUGAUUUAAAAAUUUAA